Molecule: messenger RNA, 573 nt
Organism: Cercopithifilaria johnstoni
Lineage: Eukaryota; Metazoa; Nematoda; Chromadorea; Rhabditida; Onchocercidae
Source: the annotation of a GenBank genome assembly
AUGUCAAUAAAAUUGCUGAAGGAGGCUAUCAAACUCGUGAAUGCCGAUGAUAACGUAAAAGGUAUAGAAGUUGCACGGAAAUCAGGAAGACCUUCGAAGCGAGAAAGAGAUCGUCAGCGGUUUGCUGCUGUAGCUACCACUUCAGAAUACGAUCCUGAAUUAGAUGACAUAAUCGUAAAUUCGAGAACUCAAAAACGAAAUGUAGUGAAACAGAAUGGAAAAAAAAUUGCGAAGAAUAUUUCAUUGUUGGAAGAAAGUCGCUUAAGAGGUAAGACGGAUCUGUUAAAACGUAACAUCAAAUAUAUGAUUUAUGAAACGAAUCGUAAGUUGGAUCCUGGCAAAACCAAGCAGAUAUUGGGUUUCAUGGAUGAACGUAAUCGUCGUCGUAAGAAAAUUCUUCGCACAUUGCGUAAACAAAAUAACGGAGUGCGAGAUCAUCGAUGGCAAUUUAAAAAGUCCGACAAUAAAUCAAUAUUUACGGAUGAAGAUUUCAUGAAAAUUGGACCUAACAGAAUAGAAUUACUACGAGGAAAAAAGUCAAAGAAACGUAACCAUUUGGGAAAUCAAGAAUAA